AUGAUUUAUAGAUUUCUGUUCCUUAAAAUAGUAUUAUCUCUACCAAGAAGAAAGAGCUUGAUUUGUUCAAAUUUAGACGAAGUCAGUCUUCCAAGCACGAGUAAAACUGAGACUUCRUCAUCUCAAGACAAGACCACACCCAAAGUUUCCUCUUCCAAGUUAUCUGGUAGCACCACACCCAUCCCUAAGCAAAACUCUACAGAUUCACCUUCAAGAACUGCAGCUGCAACAAAUGCUACAACUAAUACUAAAUCCUCAAGUGGAGGAUCAUCAUCUUCAAAGGGCCAGUCGUCAUCUGGACGUAUAGUAAAGACAUCUAGUGGUAGUACUACUACAGGCAAGACAGAUUCUGCUGGUAGUGAAACAGAUGGGAAAAAGUCAGAUACUGUAAAAGCGAAAAAGGACAAAGACAAAGACAAAAAAGAAGAGAAGGACAAAGAUUCCAAUGAUAAGAGCAAAGAAAAAACUAUAAGAGAAAAGUCCAAAGAAAGAGAAAAAGAAAAAGAACGAAGCAGAAGUAAAGAAAAAGAAAGAGAUAAGACAAAAGAGAAAUCAAAAGAUAAAGACAAGACACAACGUAACAAGCACAACACAUCGAUAGACCUUACAAGGGACAGCGAUUAUGAGAAAGAAUCAAAGCGUCGUAAAAUAGAUGAAUCAUCAUCUCCAUCUGUCCAGGAGAGCACAGCUACUGCACUUAUCCUUGACAGCACUAUAGAUAAGGAACGUGAAGAAAAGAGAUCAAAGAAUAGUGACCAAGAAAAGGAUAAAGAACGAUCUAAAGACAAAUCAGAACGAAAAAGAGCAUCAAUGGAAACCCUUGAUGGUAAAGAAGUUAAACGACGGCGCGAAGAUAACGAUUCUGUACCCGUCAGUAGAUCCUCAAGUGUGGAAUCUAAAACAAAGACCAAAACAGAUGAUAGUACACACAAGGAAAAAUCCAAAUCUUCUGUAAAACUCGUUCGUAAAGUAACAAAUGAAUCACCAGUACUGAAAAAGGAAAAAGAAAAACCAGAAAAGGAAGAAAAAGAAAAACAGUUAUCUAAGAAGAAAGAAGUUCGGCAUGGAGAUUCCAAAGACAAUGAUAUCAAGGAUGAAGAAUCCAAGUCACGUAGACAUCAUCGAUCAUCAUCGCGGAGAACUUGACAGUAAUACUAUUAUUAGGAAUCAGUUAGUCAGAUAGGCAGUACUAAAUACUGUAGUCAGGGCCAGUGAGAAGUGAUCUAUCAUACGCUGACAUCGUGUGAACGGCUAAUGACUUCUUCAAUUUCUUUAAUGUUGGCAUUUUUUGUAACAUAAAAAACUCGUUCAACGCUAAUUUUUAAUCGACAAACUAAGUAUACACUACUUUAAGUAGUCACAGUGAAUGGUCCCAUAGCGGAACCUUGCGGUACUCUAGGACUUAUCCAUAUAUGGCGUAACAAGCAAUGCUUGUAACUGCUUGAAAAGGAACAGAUUUUUAUAAUUUCUUUAUGAUAGAUUGUUUUUAAGAAUAUCGUGUGUCAGAACAUGCUGAGAAGUCAGUUAUUAAUUCCAUGGUGUUCAUAAAUCCAUGCACGCUGCCCAGUGUUUUAUAUUUGUUAUAUGCUUACACGUAAUUGCUGCAAAUAAAAGCUUUGUAAAUUAACAC
Actinia tenebrosa (Australian red waratah sea anemone) is the source of this 1630-nucleotide messenger RNA. Its product is annotated as THO complex subunit 2. The record is from RefSeq and is a predicted model, not a curated record. Gene Ontology annotation, cellular component: THO complex part of transcription export complex. Gene Ontology annotation, molecular function: mRNA binding. Lineage: Eukaryota; Metazoa; Cnidaria; Anthozoa; Actiniaria; Actiniidae. Gene Ontology annotation, biological process: mRNA processing; mRNA export from nucleus.